Messenger RNA from Drosophila willistoni, 546 nucleotides. RefSeq lists its product as uncharacterized. The transcript is spliced from 3 exons. The coding region runs from base 16 to 546 and encodes 176 amino acids. Lineage: Eukaryota; Metazoa; Arthropoda; Insecta; Diptera; Drosophilidae. The record is from RefSeq and is a predicted model, not a curated record.
GUUAACGAAUCGGAAAUGUACUUUUUGUCGAUUGUGUUUUUCAUUGUGAUUUUCGUUCGAGGUCUGCAAGGAUCAACUUUUGAAUAUUUAUUCGAUGAUCCAGAACUUUUUCGUAAAUGUUCUAAUCAACCCGAAAACGUUUUAUCUAUAGACGAAUUGUUUGACACAUCAGAGCUUCAUAGAUUUAUGGACAACGAUAUUAUAAAUAUGUCGGGCAAUUUAUCCGUUGCCUCUACAUGGAAAAUUAAGCAAACUGACCGCAUAAUGGUACACAUCUCUGCAUACCAUUGGGAAGUUGGGGCUUGGCAACCAACGAUCUACAAUAUAAUCAUUCAAGAUGCAUGCAAAGCGUUUAAUGACCCACAAAAUUAUUUUUACGUUUAUUUAACGAAACACAUAAUCAACAAGGAUACGAUGAUGGAAAAGUGUAUCUAUUAUCCUGGUACAAAGUAUUUCCUGGAGCCCCAUGAUAUUCGUUUUAACAUAACUUCGUAUGGGCUCCCAUUUCAUGGCCGUUAUAAGGUCGAAUUUAAAAUUGACGUCUAA